Molecule: messenger RNA, 1068 nt
Organism: Polyodon spathula (Mississippi paddlefish)
Lineage: Eukaryota; Metazoa; Chordata; Actinopteri; Acipenseriformes; Polyodontidae
Product: V-set and transmembrane domain-containing protein 5
Exons: 4
Coding region: 70-651 (193 amino acids)
Biological process (GO): positive regulation of excitatory synapse assembly; filopodium assembly
Cellular component (GO): axon; dendrite; plasma membrane
Source: RefSeq, a predicted model, not a curated record
UAGAUUGUAAAAGCUGCAGGGCGCACUGACAGUAAUUGUAUAUAGGUGUUUGUAGAUGGACUGAUUCUGAUGAGUAAGUGGGAAAAAGACACUUGUGUACCAGUACUGCUGUUCAUCCUGUUCUUUGUGGACUACUCUUUACAGGCCCGAGGAGUCACUAUAGCAAUCCCUAACCAGGUUAUCAACGCCACAGUGGAGGAAAGUGCUUUGCUGUCUGUUGAAUACUUAUGCCAAGGGACUCCCACAGUCCAGUGGAGCGUUCUGUCAAUAUGGAAGAUACAAAACAUUGUUGUCUGGGAGCCACAAAAACAACCGAACAUCUCGCAGUCUUAUAAAGACAGACUCUGCACAUACAAUAAUGGCUCCAUACAGAUUUUAAACCUGCGUGAAAACGACACUGGUUACUAUGUGAUAACUGUGACAGACCAUUUUGGAACAAGCAAAGAUGCUGCCAUUUUUCUGAAAGUUGAUGUGCACAUCUAUGAGGAUUUACAUUUUGUAGCUGCUAUCCUUACAGUUCUGGUAGCCAUAUCAGGAUUUUCUAUGUUUUUAGUGUGGCUGCUGGAAAAAUGUAUGCAGAUAAUUAAGAGGAAGAGAUGGAAACACAAAAUAAGAAAAGAAGCUGAAGAGAUAGAGCUGCAGUCUGUUUGAUCAAACUGACACUGUUUUCAUUUUCAAAGUCUGCAAUUAUUUUUUUCACCCAGAUGUGCUUACAAAGGCAGAGAACAUUAAUAAAAGGAUAUCGUUGUGACAGACAAGAGCUGGAAGGGACAGCACACACGCUGAACUAAAAUAGUGGGGCAAAAAGAACUGAAUUAAUUUGCCUCAAAUGUGAGGAGGGAUGGGUUAUUUGUUGGACUUCAGAAAAUGACUGAAAGAGAAUGAAUUACAUCCAACUUGAAGACAGCUAAUAUUCAUUACCGGGUCACUUCCUGUUUUGUUUCUGAUCAAACAUGGUUAGUUUCACACUGCUGUUUUGUAAACACGCACACUUCGUUCCUGGUGUGGUCAUGUUGGAUGUUUACAUUCUUUAUAUUGAAAAAAAGAAAUUUUACCUUAACAAAAUAU